Verticillium alfalfae VaMs.102 is the source of this 1575-nucleotide messenger RNA. Its product is annotated as pyruvate decarboxylase. Bases 1 to 1575 code for a protein of 524 amino acids. NCBI's taxonomy places the organism in Eukaryota, Fungi, Ascomycota, Sordariomycetes, Glomerellales, Plectosphaerellaceae. The transcript is spliced from 2 exons. The record is from RefSeq and is a predicted model, not a curated record. Gene Ontology annotation, molecular function: magnesium ion binding; thiamine pyrophosphate binding; carboxy-lyase activity.
AUGGCUUCAACAGUGACGCUCGCAGAUUACCUCUUUGGGCGCCUGCGCCAGCUGGGUGUUGGCUCGAUCCACGGUGUGCCUGGAGACUACAACUUGGAGCUCCUGGACUACGUCGAACCGGCAGGCCUGCGCUGGGUCGGCAAUGCAAACGAGCUCAACGCCGCCUAUGCUGCCGAUGCCUAUGCGAGGAUCAAGGGCAUCGGCGCCGUCAUCACCACCUUUGGCGUCGGUGAGCUGUCCGCCGUCAACGGCAUCGCCGGAGCCUACGCCGAGUUCGCCCCCGUUGUUCACAUUGUUGGCAUCCCGCCUCGUUCCUCCAUAGACGGCCGCCUCCUGAUUCAUCACACCUUCAACGAUGGCGAGUAUCGUCGGUUCGCCGCCAUGCACGCCCAUGUCACGGUGGCCCAGGCCUGCCUCACCGAUCCGCGGACGAGCGCUGAGCAGAUUGACCAUGUCCUGAGGCAGUGUCUACUGUAUAGCCGACCUGUGUAUAUUGAGGUCCCCGUCGACAUGGUGGCGAAGCCCCUCUCGGCCGGCAGGCUCGAGACCCCCAUCGAGGUUCCACAAGGCGAACAGGACGCUGAACAGAACAAUGUGCUCGAAACGGUUCUCCAGAAGAUCUACGACGCGAAGAAGCCCGUCAUCUUUGUUGACGGCGAAAGCAGACCCCUGGGCAUCUGCAAACAGGCCGAGCAAAUCGUCGAGGGGACAAAGUGGCCGACGUGGACGACGCCCUUCGGCAAAAGCCUGACCAACGAGACGUUGACAAACUUCCACGGCAUCUACCAGGGUAAAUACGACGACCCGGCAGUGCAGAGCUUCAUCGGCGACGCGGAUCUCAUCCUCAUUUUUGGCCCGCACUUCAGUUCCACAAACACCAGCGCCUGGACCAGCAUUCCCAACGAGGACGUCUCGGUCCUCUUCACCACCAAAGGCGUUCAGAUCGGAGGCAAGCUGUUUCGCGACGUAUCAGCCAAGACCGUCGUCUCCCAGCUCGCCAGCGCCCUCGACUUCAGCCGCGUGCCCUCGUACAGCCCCUACCCAGAGCUACCUCGCGACAAGUCCCUGCGCAUCGCCGACAUGCCCAUGGAACGAGCCGCUCGAACAGUCCGCGCUGUGAAGGGCGCCGCGCUGGCCCAGCGGGAGCUCCUCGCAUCCGCCCCGUCCUCUGGUCCGUCGACGCCCAAGACGAUCCUGUUCAUCGGCGACGGCAGCUUCCAGAUGACGGUGCAGGAGAUGGCCACCAUCGUGCGUCUCGAGCUCAACGUUGUCAUCUUCCUCAUCAACAAUGACGGAUAUACGAUUGAACGCUGCAUCCACGGACGGAACCAGGCGUACAACGACGUUUCCCCGCUGCGGUACCUGGAAUCACCGAGCUUCUUCGGCGCCAAGAAGAGCACUUAUACCGCAUCUGCGAGGACAUGGCGCGAGCUGCAGACCGUGCUAGAGAGCGGGGCGCUCCAUGACGAGAAGGAACUGAGGAUGGUGGAGAUCUUCUUGGGGCGGGACGAUGCUCCCAAGGGGCCUCUGCUGCAGUACAUGAUCAGCCAGAAAGAGAAGGAAUCUGCGACAUGA